This is a messenger RNA of Thamnophis sirtalis, 632 nucleotides long. NCBI's taxonomy places the organism in Eukaryota, Metazoa, Chordata, Lepidosauria, Squamata, Natricidae. The record is from RefSeq and is a predicted model, not a curated record.
GGAUGGACUACUAUUGCGAACCAAGUCUGAAGAUAUGAUAUCCCAGCUUCACACCAAUCUUUUGGGAACUAUGUUGACAUGUAAAGCUGCUGUAAAGAGUAUGAUUCAACAGAAGGGUGGUGCUAUUGUUAAUGUUGGAAGUAUUGUUGGAUUAAAAGGCAAUGCAGGGCAAAGUGCAUAUAGCGCUAGCAAAGCAGGAUUAGUUGGAUUUUCACGCUCUUUUGCUAAAGAAGUAGCACCAAAGAACAUUCAAGUCAACAUGGUUGCUCCAGGCUUCAUUCAUACAGAUAUGACAGCCCACUUGAAAGAAGAAGAGUUGAAAAAAACAAUUCCUCUUGGAAGAUUUGGGGAGCCACAGGAAGUUGCCCAAAGUAUUGCAUUCCUUUUAGAAACUCCUUAUGUAACAGGCCUUGUUUUGGUUGUAGAUGGAGGCUUGCAGCUUCUGAUUUAAACACUAUGAAUUGUACAUGAAAAAGUUAUUCAGUAACUCUAAAAAUCCCCAAAGAGAUCUAAGCAAUAUCCUUGUUAUUAUAUUUUAGCUCAAAUUAAAAGAAAGGAAACAUAACAAGGUUCCAUUUUAGUUGUGUUUGAAAAUAUAAGAGGGGAUUAAAAUAAAUAUAUCCUAAAAUCUA